Pseudozyma hubeiensis SY62 is the source of this 363-nucleotide messenger RNA. Its product is annotated as 40S ribosomal protein S12. The coding region runs from base 1 to 363 and encodes 120 amino acids. Gene Ontology annotation, molecular function: structural constituent of ribosome. NCBI's taxonomy places the organism in Eukaryota, Fungi, Basidiomycota, Ustilaginomycetes, Ustilaginales, Ustilaginaceae. Gene Ontology annotation, cellular component: cytosolic small ribosomal subunit; ribosome. The record is from RefSeq and is a predicted model, not a curated record. The transcript has a single exon. Gene Ontology annotation, biological process: translation.
AUGUCCAUCGAGGAUGCUCUCCAGGAGGUCCUCAAGAAGGCUCUCAUCCACGACGGUCUCGCCCGUGGUCUCCGUGAGUGCGCCAAGGCUCUUGACCGUCGUCAGGCCCACCUCUGCGUUCUCGUCGAGACCUGCAACGAGCCCGAGUACCUCAAGCUCAUCGAGGCCCUCUGCAACGAGCACAAGAUCGACCUGCUCAAGGUUUCCGACCCCAAGACCCUCGGCACCUGGGCCGGUCUCUGCAAGAUCGACCGCGAGGGUAACCCCCGUAAGGUCGUCGGCUGCUCUUGCGUCGUCGUCAAGGACUACGGUGAGGAGUCUGAGGGUCUCAACGUCCUCCUCGAGUACUUCAAGAGCCGUUAA